This is a messenger RNA of Eimeria maxima, 1323 nucleotides long. Its product is annotated as peroxisome biogenesis factor 7, putative. The coding region runs from base 1 to 1323 and encodes 440 amino acids. Gene Ontology annotation, cellular component: peroxisomal matrix; cytosol. The record is from RefSeq and is a predicted model, not a curated record. Lineage: Eukaryota; Apicomplexa; Conoidasida; Eucoccidiorida; Eimeriidae. Gene Ontology annotation, molecular function: protein binding. The transcript has 2 exons. Gene Ontology annotation, biological process: protein import into peroxisome matrix.
AUGGGGCGGCUGCACCACUGCGGCCAGUCAUGUCGUUUUUCUCCAUUUUCUGAAUCUCUUAUUGCGGUGGCGUCUUCGCAUCUUUUUGGCAUGGCUGGUCCUGGUGCAGUGGAGGUUUUUCAGAUGCAUGCAACACCUGAAUCUCCUUCUUCUCUUGUCUCAGAUACACCAGCAGCUCCAUCUCCUGCAAUUCUUGCUACCCGUGUUGACGCACAGGCGCGAGCUGAGGACGUGCUGCAGCCUCAGCGUGUUGCAAUGUUGAACCACAAACAAGCAGUUAACGAUGUAGCGUGGUCGGAGCUGAAUGCGCACACGCUGGUAGCAGGGGGAGCGGGGGGCAGCAUGACAGUAUGGCAGCUCUCUGCAGCAGCAACAGCAGCAGCAACAGUAGCAAUGCCAGGACUCUCUGCCACGAGAGGCGAAGAAGGAGGCAAGGCAAUAGCAGAGGUGCAGGGACACCGCCGCGACCUUACAAGCUUGAGCUGGAGUUGCGUAGAGAAGCGGCUGCUCUUCUCCUCCGGGCUUGACGGGGAGGUGCAAGUCCGUGACGUGCAGCAGCACUGGGAGUCCCCAGUGUUGGUGCUGCAGCACAGCAGCAAACCUGCUUCUUGUUUCUGCUGCUCGUCUCCUGCAGACGCAGCACUUGUCGCCUCUGUGGGGGCUGAUGGCCGGCUUCUGCUCCAUGACUUGAGGAGGGCUGCCCCCAAUUCUUCCCGUUGCGGUGUACAGACACCUACAGCAGCAUGGGCAGUGCAUGCACAUCCUUGCGAAGUCCUCUCUGUUGACUGGAUGAAGCACAGACCUUGGCUGCUGCUUACAGGUGCAGCUGACGGCACGGUGGGUCUAUGGGACGUACGUAAGGGUACAGACGCAGCCGCUUCUUCUCCUACUGCUGCAGCAGCAGCAGCAGCAGCUACUGCUGCUCCUAGCCGCAUCUCGUCUACCCAGGCACACCAACUAGCCGUAAGACGGGUCGUCUCCCACCCCUUCAAUGCCCAACGAUUUGCCUCUUGUUCUUAUGAUAUGCAUGUAAAGGUAUGGGAUACUGACGAGGGUUCAACUAUAACCCUUGCUGCAUGCAAAGAAGAAGGAUCUCAACAACCAGCAGCAGCAGCAGCAGCAGCAACAUCCAACAGCAGCAGCAGUAGUAGUAGUAGUAGUAGUAACAGCAGUAACAAUAACAGGACAUUGCCUUCUCCAUGGAUACCUGGAUCAGGGGCAGCAGCAGCAGCAGCAGCUGCUGCUGCUGCCGAGUAUACUGUAGCAACAAUGCAUGCAGGGAGCAGCAAGAGACGAAUAGCAGCAAGAAGGAACAAACCUUAG